AUGCUGCUGUGGGCGGGCCUGGCGGUGCGCGCUCUUCUUCUGAUCGUGGGCCAGUGGCAGGACGCGCACUCCCAAGUCAAGUACACGGACAUCGAUUACGAGGUGUACACCGAUGCCGCAGCCUCCAUGGCCCGGGGCGGCUCCCCCUACGACCGCUCCACCUACCGCUACACCCCGCUGCUCGCUGCGGCCCUGGUGCCCAACGUGACGCUGCACAAGGCGUGGGGCAAGCUGCUGUUCUGCGGCGCCGACCUGCUGGCGGCCUGGCUGUUCCGAGUGCUGCUGCGGCGGCGCGGGGCGGCGCCGCGGCUGCAGGCGGCGGGCGUGGCGUUGUGGCUGUUCAGUCCGCUCACCGCCGCCAUCUCCACGCGCGGCAAUGGCGAGGCGCUGGUCACCUGCAUGCUGCUGGGCCUGCUGCUGGGCCUGGACUCUGGCCGGCUGGUGGCGGCGGCGCUGCUGUUUGGGCUGGCGGUGCACUGGCGCCUGUACCCAAUCAUCUUCGCCCUGCCUCUGCUGCGCCACUUUGCGCUCCUGCGGCUGCGGCGGCAGCAGGCCGCGGCUGCGGCCCCCGGCAGCCCGCGCCCGUGCCCCCGGCCGCCGUCGGGGCUGCUGGGGGCCGCAGCGGGCAGCCUGCUGUCGCCUGAAGGGCUGGCCUUUGCGGCCCUGUCUGGCUUGGUCUUCCUGUGCCUGGGCGUGGCAUGGUACUGCCUGUACGGCUGGCAGUUUUUGCAUGAAACCUACCUGUACCAUGCCAGCCGCACCGACCCCCGCCACAACUUCUCCCCCUACUUCUACCCAGCCUACCUGGCCAGCAGCGGGGCGCCGGGCAGCGGCGCGUGGGACGUGGGCUGCCUGGCGCAGCUGGUGCUGCAGGCGGCGGUGGGCUGGCGCUGCGCCGCCGACCUGCCCUUCUGCUUCCUGCUGCAAACCGUGGUGCUGGUGGCAUUCAACAAGGCGAGCCGAGGGAGGGGGCAGGGCCUGGAGGUCUGUACCGCACAGUAUUUUGUGUGGUACCUCUCCUUCCUCCCUCUGGUACUGCCCGACCUGGCGGCCGCUCCCAACAAGCUGCUGGCGGCCGGCGCAGCGUGGGGCGCCGCCAUGGCCCAUUGGCUGCUGUGGGCCUACCUGCUGGAGUUCCAGGGCUUGCGGGUGCACCUGGGGGUGUGGGCAGCCAGCCUGGCCUUCUUCGGCGCCCACGUCUGGCUCAUUUGCGAGCUGCUGGCGGCCUGGCGGCACAAGGAGGCGGCCGGCACGGCGAAGCGGAAGCGCACGUGA
This is a messenger RNA of Chlorella variabilis, 1275 nucleotides long. RefSeq lists its product as hypothetical. Lineage: Eukaryota; Viridiplantae; Chlorophyta; Trebouxiophyceae; Chlorellales; Chlorellaceae. The transcript is spliced from 6 exons. Bases 1 to 1275 code for a protein of 424 amino acids. The record is from RefSeq and is a predicted model, not a curated record. Gene Ontology annotation, cellular component: membrane; glycosylphosphatidylinositol-mannosyltransferase I complex. Gene Ontology annotation, biological process: GPI anchor biosynthetic process. Gene Ontology annotation, molecular function: GPI mannosyltransferase activity; alpha-1,4-mannosyltransferase activity.